Messenger RNA from Heterotrigona itama, 1582 nucleotides. The record is from the annotation of a GenBank genome assembly. Lineage: Eukaryota; Metazoa; Arthropoda; Insecta; Hymenoptera; Apidae.
AUGCAGCCCGAUAAGGUUAAAAACGUAGAUCGAAAGCGUGAAAUUGAAGAGCGAAAUAUAUAUCAUUCGCGGUUUCGCUGUGAUCUUGUUGCAGAGAGCCGGGGAAAGUCUACGCGCGCUGGAAGCCACGCGACCUCCUGCGAUCUCCACGAGCCCCAAUCGACAAUGCUCCAAAAACGCCGCGCUUGUGGACCGUCACUGCGACGUCGAAGUUCCUACUAUUCACGAAGUUACAUACAAUAACGAUAAGAAAUUGCUGGAGCCGAGUUCCACGUUGGUGCCGAGGCCUCGAGAGUUUUAUUCGCCUCAAGUUCUAUCGUCGUCGACGAUCGCGCAAAUCUCGUUGAGCAACGACGUUGUCAGAAACAACGAGGCACUGUCUGAGAACAACGUAAUAUCAACGACAACGAAGUCGUUACCGAACGUUACGGAGACCAGUCAGUCGAAUGUGAAUCGAAAGGGUGGCUAUCUCGGGCAAAUCACGUCGCCGCAGAAGCUGGAGAUUUCCCAUCCUGUUAGCAGACUGUGCGACACGAUCGAGUCGAUCGUUGGUAAAACCGAUCAUCGUUCCGCCAGCGCGGAAGCCGAGAAGCCGGAGAACGAGGCGAGGAUCGACGAUAGACUGGCUGACAGAGUCAUUAUCAACAGUGAUAACAAUAAUAACGACGCCGCGGUCAGUCAGGAUGGUGCACAACGCGGCAAAACAACGCCGGAGAAUCAUAGGUGCGAUCAGUGUGGCAAGACUUUCGUUACCAAAGCCUCCCUGAAGGUGCACGUCAGAACGCACUCAGGGGAGAAGCCAUUUCGUUGCACCGACUGCGGCAAGCAAUUCUCGCAGUUGCGAAAUUACAAGUACCACCGUAGUGUCCACGAGGGCACGAGGGAAUUCGCGGCCACCUGUCCAGAAUGCGGCAAGUACUUCAACGACCGCGGCUACCUGAGCUCCCAUAUGAAGAUCCACCGUAACCGGAAGGAGUACGGCUGCGCGGAAUGCGGCAAGAGUUUCAAUCAACGGGUCGCCUAUAACAUGCACGUUCGAAUCCACACCGGCGUGAAGCCGCACCAAUGCGAACAGUGUGGAAAAGCGUUUUCCAGGAAGAUGCUGUUGAAGCAGCAUCUUAGAACGCAUUCGGGCGAGCGGCCGUAUCAGUGCCAGGUCUGCCAGAAAGCUUUCGCCGACAGAUCGAACAUGACGUUGCACACGAGAUUACAUUCCGGAUUAAAGCCAUACCAGUGCACGCUCUGUUCGAAGGCGUUCACGAAGAAGCAUCAUCUGAAGACUCAUUUGAAUUACCACACGGGCACCAAGCCCUACUCCUGCCCGAAUUGCGGAUUGAGAUUCUCGCAGAGCAGCAACAUGAGAACACAUUUCAAGAAGUGUACUGUUCAUAAUCCGUCGGAAGUGAAGGACUCGCAGUCGCACGCCAUCAUCGUCGAUCAUUCGCCGAACACCGUGCAAGCGAGAACGAUCUCGAGGACACCUACGGACACGUUAACGCCGCCGAACUCCGACCAGGAAUUAAGCAUCUUGACGCCGAUUUCGAAGAGCAACGGGAUAGAAGGGAACGGAAUGGGCACCUAG